AUGGCUCGUCACAUCAUCGAAGUAGCCCACCUGCACAGCAACGUCCCCUGCCACAGCGAUUGUGGUGAAUACUGUGUUGCCAAGGUUCUCCCAACGAUGGCAAAUCUAGCCAAGUUCAAGGACACCCCGCAGUGGGCGAUCGCGGACCCCGCUCAUCGAGCCUGCGAGCUCGGGCACGGUUGCUCUGUCGUUUCGGACGACAAGUUCUGCGUCCGUACAAUUUGGCAUGCCAAGCUGAACCACGCGUAUGGGCGUUGCGGGCCGCACACCAACAGUCCCGGUCAUGCUCUGUGCCGCGACUUCUCGGAGGCCGAACGUCAGCUGUAUCCAUCCUGUGCCGAUUGUGGUGUACUUGUCGAGUUGAAAGAUUUGAUUCUCGUGCACCUCCGCCUUCUGGAAGAGGAAGAUGACGACUUGUUCCUUGAAAAGCACGGUCUGGAACGUUUCGAGAAGAAGCUGUUGGAACAUGCCGAGGACCUGCAGGCGGGACUGUCCGCGGUACAGGCGCCGGGAGGCUUUUCUUCUGGCGAUUGCCAGCGUGUCUGGAAGGGCAUUCACGCGGGUCCUCUUUGGAAGAGGCUUGGAAGCAAACUUCAUGGGGUGCUUCAGGCACUCAGCUGUGCUAAGUAA
This is a messenger RNA of Colletotrichum gloeosporioides, 630 nucleotides long. RefSeq lists its product as uncharacterized. The record is from RefSeq and is a predicted model, not a curated record. The coding region runs from base 1 to 630 and encodes 209 amino acids. Lineage: Eukaryota; Fungi; Ascomycota; Sordariomycetes; Glomerellales; Glomerellaceae. The transcript is spliced from 2 exons.